AUGUCUGCUGAAGAUCUGGGGACGAGGGAGCUGGGGCAGGUGCGUGGGCAGAGGUUGGAUGAGUUCCUGGCCACACUUCGCUUACUACACAAUCCAUCAACGAAUUCCAAGAUCGGUGUACCUGCCUUGGACAAGCUUCUCGCCAAUUACACUACACGAUUCGAUCCUACAAACCUUUCUGCCAUACCCACACCUCCGAUCAUUGAGAUCACUAGUCCAGGACCAAAAAGUGGCAAGACUGAGCUUUUGUACUGGAUGAUCGCAAACUUGGUACUGGGAAGUGAUGGUCGUGAUACAACUGAGCAUGACGAGCCGCGAAAGACACCAGACCACGCCAGAGACCAAACAUCCACAGACUCAGAAGCUCAAAUGGAAGGAGAUGAUACAGAUCUCGAGACAAAUACCACACACAACCCAACUACAGGACAACCAGACCAUCAAAUCCCUCCACCAUCAACCAAUCUCAGAGAACACCACCAUACCGCACCAACAACAAUAGCCUUGCUCGUCACUUCUGCCCCAGACAUCACCCGUCUAUCACAAAUCCUGCUCCACCAUCUCCUCUCCUCUUCGCCCCACCUCGCUCUCCCUACCGCCAAAUCUCUCGUUCACUCUGCUCUCUCCCACAUCCACAUCUUCCAACCUACAUCUCUAUCCUCUCUGAUCGCCACUGUAUCUUCUAUACCAACGUACUUCCUCGACCCCAAGAACGGGAGCGCGAAAAGGAGAGUCGGCGCCAUCAUCAUUGAUUCGCCAUCCGACUACUUCUGGGCGGACAAAGUGGGCACUCAAGGUCAGGGACAAGGACAGCAGGGACAACAGACACAAGGGAAAUAUCCAGCUCUGGCAUCGACACUCAAACGCAUCUCUACCACCCUCUGCACUCCAAUCGUUUUCAGCACUGCAUGUCUCUCCACCACCUCUGCCACCUCUGCCACCUCUGACACUCAGGCAUCACGACCACAACUUCCCUCUCCCUUCCCAACACUCCCAACUCUACGCUUGAUAAUCUCCAGACACGCCAUCCAGGGCUUCAACAAAGAUACAGAUGCAGAAACAGCGCUGAAAUGCAAACAAGGCAGGGUCAAAGCAGUCAGAGAGGCAGGCUUUGGGAUCAGAGUCAACAAAUGGGCCAACGAAGGUCAACGGGACGGCAGUGGUGAUGGAGAUACAGCAGGAUUUGAGGUCAGGAUCAACAAUAAAGGCGUCACUGUGCUAUGA
Messenger RNA from Aureobasidium namibiae CBS 147.97, 1221 nucleotides. RefSeq lists its product as uncharacterized. Bases 1 to 1221 code for a protein of 406 amino acids. Lineage: Eukaryota; Fungi; Ascomycota; Dothideomycetes; Dothideales; Saccotheciaceae. The transcript has 2 exons. The record is from RefSeq and is a predicted model, not a curated record. Gene Ontology annotation, cellular component: centrosome; replication fork; Rad51B-Rad51C-Rad51D-XRCC2 complex. Gene Ontology annotation, biological process: DNA strand invasion; double-strand break repair via homologous recombination. Gene Ontology annotation, molecular function: four-way junction DNA binding.